CUACGAGGGAGGGACUCCUUUAAAUCAGCAACUACUGACUUCAGCGGCUGCUCAUCACUGUUCUCCAUCUCACAACAAGUCUCAGGACUUAUUAAUCUGCUGGAUAACAUGGCCGCGUCCGGACUGCAGCUCCUCGGCUUUUUUCUCUCUCUGGUCGGAGUCGCUGCCACUGUUGCCGCCACUGUUAUGGUGGACUGGAAGAAGCUGGUCCAGGGCAAGCACCGCUCCUAUGAGGGCUUAUGGAUGUCCUGCGCUGGUGUUCAAGACAGAAUGACCUGUGAAAUUUAUCAGUCCAUCCUGAAAAUGCCGACUGAGAUUCAGGUUACCAGGGCAGUGCUGCCGGUCAGUCUCCUCCUCUCUGCUCUGGCUGUACUCAUCUCCACAGUGGGGAUGAAGUGCACCCACUUCAUGGACGGUGUGCCAAAGAGCAAAUCCAUGAUAGCGAUGAUCGGAGGAAUCACGUUCAUACUUUCAGGCGUGUUGACCAUCAUCAUCACCUCCUGGUUUGUCAACAUGGUUCUUUCUUACAGUGGACACAAGCUGUUUAGACCUGAGUUUGGUAAUGCCGUGUUUGUGAGCUGGGUUGGUGGACUCCUCACUGCGGCCGGUGGUGCUUUCCUGAGCUGUCGGAGAUGCUGGAGGACCAACCCUCCAGUGUCCAUGAGCUCCAGCCACUUUCUUUCUACCAAUCACUCCAAGUCCAACUACGUCUAGUUGAAAAGGCCACAAGAACCUGAAGAAGGAGCCGGUUUCCCUUUGUGGAUUAUUUAAAGAAUACGUCCAUUCACUGAGAGGUCUUUGAGAUCGGAGUGAGGAUCGCUCAGAAGAAACUCCUUUGAAUCUCCUUUGUCCUGGGUUUAAAUGCCACCACAGCUCUGGUUUCUCCUGCUGUAAAGAUGUCAGGGUUCAAAGUUUAAAGUCUGAAAAAGUCCACAAAUCGAUAAAUAUACAAGUGAGCAUGUCAGGUGGAGUUUCUUCAUAGUAGCACUGAAGACAAACAGUUUUUAAUAGUUUGAAGUGUGGCCGCAUGUAAAGUGGAGACAGCGUCAUUUCUGAUACUUUUCCGAUAUACGGAUUUGUUUGUGUGUGUUUUAUGUGUUUAUUUGUAUCUGUGAUGCUUCCCCUGAUCAGAUAACAUUUUGUAUAU
This is a messenger RNA of Maylandia zebra (zebra mbuna), 1147 nucleotides long. RefSeq names its product claudin-7. Lineage: Eukaryota; Metazoa; Chordata; Actinopteri; Cichliformes; Cichlidae. The record is from RefSeq and is a predicted model, not a curated record. Gene Ontology annotation, cellular component: membrane; bicellular tight junction. Gene Ontology annotation, molecular function: structural molecule activity.